Molecule: messenger RNA, 588 nt
Organism: Glycine soja
Lineage: Eukaryota; Viridiplantae; Streptophyta; Magnoliopsida; Fabales; Fabaceae
Product: protein MAIN-LIKE 1-like
Exons: 2
Coding region: 1-588 (195 amino acids)
Biological process (GO): meristem maintenance; meristem development
Source: RefSeq, a predicted model, not a curated record
AUGGCUGAGGAUGUUCCUCAGUUGCCUGAGGAUGUUCCUCAGUUGGAUGAGGAUGUCCCUGAUGCGUCUGAUGGUAGCCCAGACAGGAUAGGAGCUGCCGAUGGUGCUGAGUCUGAUGGAGUGGCUAGUGAUGGGACAGCUGCUGAUGAUGAGGGGUUCCCCGGUGGGCCACGCGAUCCAUCAGUUUUGAUAGGAUUUGUUGAUCAUGUCGCACACAGCAUAUGGCGUGGACAGGAGCGACCCGAUCUCAAGUUGGUCUCCCAUGCUAGGAAAGUAGAUAAAUUUGGGAGACCGGCUGGUGAGAUCGAAGGUAUGAUUGCGGCCACUGGAUUGGAUCCAUUGAUCAGGUGUUCUGUGAUCACCACUGAUCCUGGACUCAUAUCCGCCUUUGUUGAGAGGUGGCAUAGGGAGACGAUCAGCUUCCACCUCCCAGUAGGGGAGGUGACGAUCACUCUAGACGACGUUUCGUCGCUCUUGCACAUCCCCAUUACUGGCGCACUGCAUUCAUUUGGGCCGAUGGCUACAGCUGACGCAGUUGCACUGUUGACGGAGCUACUUGAGGUCACCCCAAAACGAGGCUACAGCUGA